UUUAGAGUGAUAUGAACAGGUUUAUGUGGCUUGGUACAGUCAGUUUCCACCAGGCAGCAGAACAGACAACAUGGAGAUGAAGGAUACGCCAGUUAGCGGAGGUGUCACCAUCCUCCACACAGCCCAGGACGGGAAGCACCACUAUGAGAUCGAGACCGUUCUGAAGGACAAGAGGGCAAAGAAGGAGAUUUUCAUGAGAAGAGGAGAUAAGAUCCUGAAGAUCAAUGGUGUAGAUGUAGAAGAUUUGUCUCCAGAAAUGUUUGCAAAGAUGCUGUCUGAAGGUAAUCCCAUGCUGACAGUCCACCAGGCCGGCUCUGAUGCUCCAGUGGUGAUCCAUCCGGAACCAGGCGACAUGUGCCCCUUCAACAAGGAGGACACGUUUCUCAGCCUGUGCCUGGACCUCACCACAGAACCCGGCGACUGCGACCAGGUGACGCUGGAGAGCGAGUGCGACCAGGAGUGCGACCAGGAGGAUGAAAACAUUCUGAUGGUGGUGGAGAUGCUGGACACCAGCGUGUCAGUGGUGAGGGGACGAGGGUGCGCUCACGGGGAGACGUGCAAGGACUGCGGCGGCACCGACUGCAACCUCGACGAAGUGGUCAUGAUGUCGAGCAAGAUCUCCCUUGUGUCUAGAGGGAUUCCUAGUUUUCUUCAAGAUAAAACCGAGAACAAUGUUGCCUUGGAGACCCUUCUGCGUAGGGGUUUUGUGAGCCGUUCUAGUCUCAAAAAGACACCAGCAAUCAAGCCAAAAGUGGGUACUGCAAAGAUCACAAUCUACUACUACCAGUCGGAUGAAGUGGAUGGUACAUGUAGAGGGCAGCCUGUUGUCUUGAACUUCUCGGGUAGCGACAAAUUUCUUCGAUGCUCCAGGCAUCCAGACAGUAAUGAGGUGCAAGUAGAGGUCAAGCAUUACGAGAAGAGCAAGCUGAAAUGCAUCCAGAAGACAGACGACCAGAGCCUGGCCUUUGUAUUUUACAUGACAUCUGGGAUGGAUAAUGCACGCGUGUUUGAAUCCGCAAACUGCGAGGGAUGGUUCAUUCAUGCUAAAGACAAACGUUGCACAAUGAGCUGUGCCCAGAAAGACGACUCCUUCUUCUUUAUCAUACGUGGUGCCUAACCCUUGAGGAGCAGCCAUUCCCACUAAGCAUCUCGGUGAAGACACACAGCAGCUAACAAUGUCCUAUCAUGGAACCAGUGAACAAAGCCAUAUAUUAUUUGAGGUUUCUGUUUAUUAUUAAGUAAAUAUUAUUUAACUUAUUUCAUUCAUCCAGAGUCAUUUCAUUUGGGUUUUUGGAUUUAUCAUGUAUUUUAUUGUUGUUAUUGAAUGCUGUAAACGACCCCCCCCCCUUCACUUACUGUACCAUGUUAAUAAUUCAGUCGGCUUCAGUCGGCUAUGGACAUUUUAAAUGGCUACCUGUAUGUACUUUACUUUUUUACCUGAAUAUUUUGACGUUGUGCAAUAAACCCAUUGUAAACAUUA
Engraulis encrasicolus (European anchovy) is the source of this 1480-nucleotide messenger RNA. RefSeq names its product interleukin-1 family member A (gene il1fma). The transcript is spliced from 9 exons. The record is from RefSeq and is a predicted model, not a curated record. NCBI's taxonomy places the organism in Eukaryota, Metazoa, Chordata, Actinopteri, Clupeiformes, Engraulidae. Gene Ontology annotation, biological process: immune response; inflammatory response. Bases 71 to 1117 code for a protein of 348 amino acids. Gene Ontology annotation, molecular function: cytokine activity.